ACACUGAGUACCAGUACUGGGCAGAUCUGUCUUUGAGCUAAACAUGAUGUGCAGUGGCAAGAGUCUGUUCCUGGGUGCUGUGACGGCAGUGUUGCUACUCCACCUCUGCAGCAGGUCAGAAGCAGCAAGCAACUUUGACUGUUGCCUCCGAUAUACAGACCACAUCAUUCAUCCCAAAUUUAUUGUGGGCUUCAUGCAGCAACUGGCCAGUGAAGCCUGCGACAUCGAUGCUGUCAUCUUUCACACCAAGAAAAGAUUAGCUGUGUGUGCAGAUCCAAAGAAGAAGUGGGUGAAACAAGCAGUACGAAUCCUGAGUCAUCGAGUCAGGAAGAUGUAAAAGUGGAUGCUCUUUGAUUGGAAUUGGACACAGCCCAAGAAGAAAAAGAACCAGGCUGGGACUGGUGUUUUCACUUGCACAUGGUUGAGAGUUUAUCACGUAUCUAAUUUGUGCCUCACUGGACUUGUCCAAUUAAUGAAGUUGAUUCAUAUUGCAUCAUAGGUUUAGAACCUGUUAGGUUUGCUUUUUUAAGCAGCAUGUUGACGUCCAACUCUAUUGUAUGUUAAGUUAUUUAUAGAUGUAGGUUUUCUGUGUUUAUUUAAUACUAAACUUUUUCUAUAAGCUAUUUGGUUUAGCACAAGGUAUAAAAUUAUGUUGGGGGGAAUGAAAUGAUAAUGGCUUUCUUACAACCAGCAGGCUAUUAAAAAUUUAAAAAAAAACUAUUUAAACCUUUCUGUGUGUAAUUUGUUUCCUAAGUUGUUGUAAUUACCUUAUGAAAGAGAAUAAUGGCAAUAAAAAGAAGAAAUCUUGAAAAUAAAAGAAAUAACCAAAAAAUUGUUGAUUGAGUUACGUGGCAUUUAUUAAAAUGUGUAUUACAAAAACUUUUAAAGACAUAUUAAAUGUGAACAUUAGCUGUAUUCCUCAUUUACUUUUGGUUGGUACCUCACUUAUCUCUGUUCCUCAUGGUCCUGGACUUCAUUCUAUAGGAAUUAUAAUGGAAAGGCCUUUUGAUUCAAAGUCUCUAAACCAAAAAUUAGAAAGAUUGUAUAGCUGAGAUCCUUCAUCCAGUGUUUGUUGAUAUAAAACUUUUUUGUUUUACUAAAAAUGUAUGCCCAUAUACUUUUUGACUACAGAGAUGCAACAACUAUUUAGAAAAUAUCUUGAGAAAUUUAGUUCAUCUUUCUUUCACCAGCAGGGUCUUAGGAAUGAGAAGCUCAUCAUAGGAACAUUUCUUCACUUUAACAUCCUCCUGCGUCAUAUCUUUGAGAAGUUUCCAGAAAGAAAAUGACUACUCAAAGUUUUCUUAGAAACUGUCUCACUAACCAAAGGGGAGACUGCAAACAUGUGAAACCUAGCAAGAACCCAGAAAUAAGAUGAAAGGAUCCUGAACCAAUGCAGUUACAGUCCCAACAUCCAUGCCCCAAAACUCAUGGAGUGCCUUGACAUAGCCCUCUGGAAAGUUCGUCUCAAAUUCCAAAGAAUGACAAGGAUCACUAGAAGCAGGUAGGCUGAAGAUACGGCAUAAAACCCAGAUGCACAAAUCCAUCAAGCUGGGCAGUGGUGGCUCAUUUGGUGUCAAGAAGCUGUAAGUGUCUCCACCACUAGCCCUGAAGGCAUUCUAUGCCCAGGAAUAAUAUGCAUAACAUUGAGUCAUCAGGGAAAGUAUGCUCACAGUCCUGUUUAUUCAUCAGACGUAGGGUUAGUACCUGUCUGGUGCCAGACACCUUGCCAAGUGCUAGAGAGAUAAUGUGACUUGGUCCUUGCUCCCAGGUAAUUAGGGCUGAGCAAUGUUGCAAGAGGAAGUGGGCAAUAAGUGAAACAACUCUUACAACACGUGGUGGUAAGCACUUUGACAGAGAGUCACAGGGUGUUAUAGGUCAUUGUUAGUAGGGGCUUCCAGAAGGAAGGAAGACUAGGUUGAAGCAUAUGAAAUAGCCAAUAUUCAAGGCUUUGCACCAUGAAAAUGGUGAUUUCAUGUGGCUCAACCUAAUCCUUGAGCUGAGUGAUGAAGGACCAGUAGGAGCUAACCAGCUGGGAAAGGGGAAGCAAGGGUGUUUGGAAAUAUCUAGGGGCGUGUAUGAGUUGUCACAACCUCGGAGGGUGGAGUACAGCAGGCAUUCAGUGGACAGGAACCAGAGAUGCUACACCUACUAGAACGUGCAGACUAGCCCUACUCAGUGAAGAAUUGUCCCAUCUAAAAUGUCAGUGAUGUCACCAUUGAGCAAUACCGGAUGAAGUGAAUGUUUGCAAGUCAUGGGGGUUGGGGCGGAGCAGCUGCAGAUGAAGCGGUUACCUCAGCGAGGUAUAGUGGUUUGAAUUUGAGCACGGGAGCACAAGGUAACCACUGAAGAAGUCCAAACAGGUGUAGUCUCUGCAUGGCCGAUGGAAGGGAAGUGGGGCGGAUGGGAAGCAGAGGUGCUAGUUAGGAGAAGACAGUAAUGACCAAGAUGAGAAAUACUGAUACCUCAGUUAAAGUCGUGGCAAAAGGAGAGUGCAGAGGGCGUAGGUUUGAGAAUCCUGAGAAGCAUCCUAAAUUCACCCCUCCCUCCCAUCAUACAGUCUUGGAGGAGCACAGCCAAAGGGACUUUGUCAGGGGACAGCUGACUUGGCGGCUGCUGGCAGGUCUCACCAGGGAAACCUCGUAGAGUAAGAAAACUAGCAGAUUUUGUUGGCACUCUGAAAGUGUCUGAAUCUUCUGGAGCCAGGAGUACUAACAGCUAGUAAUUGAGUUUAUGGAGAUGGAAACCAUCAGGACAGAACGAUAAUUUCUAAUCAGCAGUGCGCAGGCAGCACAUGGGGAGAGCAGCAUACCGCCCUCUGUGAGCAACUUGUUACCAGUUGCCAUCGAGUCAACUUUGACUCGGGGUGACCCCAUAUGUGUCAGAGUAGAACUAUGCUCCAUAGGGUUUUCAAUGGCUGAUUUUUUCAGAAGUAGAUUGCCAGGCCUUUCUUCCAUGGAGUUGCUGGGUGGGUUCGAACUGCCAACCUUUCAGUUAGCAGCUGAUCGCAAAU
Trichechus manatus latirostris (Florida manatee) is the source of this 3010-nucleotide messenger RNA. It is a transcript of the gene CCL20, whose product is annotated as C-C motif chemokine ligand 20. Gene Ontology annotation, molecular function: chemokine activity. The record is from RefSeq and is a predicted model, not a curated record. The transcript is spliced from 4 exons. Gene Ontology annotation, biological process: immune response. Gene Ontology annotation, cellular component: extracellular region. Lineage: Eukaryota; Metazoa; Chordata; Mammalia; Sirenia; Trichechidae. The coding region runs from base 44 to 337 and encodes 97 amino acids.